UUGACUCGUCUCCGCUCAUUCCAGUUCACACCACGCACACGCCUCCACUAAUCCAUCGUCUCGGCAUCUCCUCGCACCGUUCCCAGGCACGCAGCGCUCGCCCUAGACGACACGCAGGCACGCAGCACCGCCGGAGGCCGAUGUCAACCGUCGGAGGCGACCCUGGCGGCAGCGCCCCGUCCCCCACACCGGCGGCCCCGGCCUCCCGCCAGCCCCUCCUCUUCCGCUCGAAGGGCGCAGCAGCCGAGCAGGAACGAGCAACCCUGGCGGCGGCGCCCCGCCACCCGCGCCGGCGGCGCCCGACCCCGCACCCGCCCCUCCUCUUCGGCUCGGUGGGAGCAGCACCUGAGCAGGGACGGGUAACCCUGUCGGCGGCGUCCCGCCCCCCGUGGCACAGAAACAGAAGAUGAAGAGGAGUGGGAUUGUUGGCAAUGUGGGAAAAGGCUUCAAAGGCAAGGAAAACAAAUGAAGUAUCCACGCCGAAUCAGACAGUAGCUACAUCUAGUACUUGUACUUCUCCUGUUCAUCUUGAGAGCAAUUUGUAGUUGGUGUUAUGGCAAGAACCGGAGAGUAGAGGCGAAACCUCAACACCUCAUGUAGAACAUGAUGAAUCUAUUUAUGAAGAUGAUGAACCGAUGCAAGCAGAUUUGGAGGCACUCGAACAUGAUCCUGGAAAGCGGAUUCCCAUCUCAGUAUAUGUUGUCAAUGACUAAGAUAGAGUAAGAAGGAGAUAUAUUGAGAUGGGGUCAUGUCAACCAAAGAAUCAUGAGUUCAAGUUUACAAAUAAAAGUGGGAAAGAUCGUCGCUUUUGCCGUGCUUGGUUUAAAGAAUUUCCAUGGAAAUUUUGCCAUGCUUUUGCUGUGCUUGGCUAGCAGGAAAUUUUGAAGAGGUUGAUAGGGUUGUUCUCAAGAAUGCUCCACGGAACUGCAAGAUGACUCACCAUGAUAUACAACAAGAGGUGAUAAAAUGGUGUGCACAAGAGACUACUAAAUUAGUCAUUGAAGAACUUGAUGGUGGUCAUUUUGCAAUACUUGUAGAUGAGUCUAGUGAUGAGAAUGCUUCGGAUAGCUCAGGCUGAAGAACUCAUUGAUGCAUUGGAAUUGGAAGAAGUAGAAACAGGGAGUGGGCAGAAUCUGGAAAUGGGUUUGGGAAGGCCAUGUGAUACACGUUGGGGCUCUCACUUCAAAACUAUGAACCAUGUCAUCUCUAUGUAUGGUGCACUACGACGAGUUCUUCGCAAGAUUGGAGAUGAGUACCAUGGUGCGGAGGCACAAGCGGCUCUCUCCAUAGAGACAAUAUUUCGAUCAUUUGAGUUUGUUUUCAUGGCACACUUGAUGCAAGAAAUAUUUGGAUACGCAGAUGAGUUGUGUAUAGCUUUGCAAAAGCAAGACGAAGAUAUUGUUCAUGCUAUUGAGCUUGUUCGUGACACAAAGUAUUACUUGGAGGCUUUGAGGACCGAUGCUGGAUGGGAUGAUUUUCUCACAAAGGUCACAUCUUUUUGUACAAAGUAUAAGAUCAAAGUUGUUGAUAUGGAGGGUCCUUACUUUCCCGUUGGCCGGCCUAGAAGGGGUUUAUGUAAUGGUGUGAUCAAUUAUCACCACUUCAAGGUUGAUAUGUUUGUGGGUGUCAUUGAUAGGAAAAUCAGUGAGCUGAAUGGCAGAUUUGAUGAGGUAAACACAGAGCUACUUUCUUGCAUGGCAGCAUUCUGUCCAUUUCACCUAUUUGCUGCUUAUGACCAAGAGAAGUUGGUUAGGCUUGCUACAAAGUUUUGUGCUUCUGAUUUUACAAGUGAUGAACUGGCAAGACUUCCAUGGCAACUAAACAUGUAUGUUACUAAUGUGCGUAGAGAUGAAAGGUUUCAAAACCUGAAAAAUCUAUGUCAACUUUCAGUUGUGCUUGUGGAGACAAACAAGCAUGAACAAUAUCAUAUUGUUUACAAGCUUCUUAAGUUGGUAUUGAUUCUGCCAGUAGCUACUGCUAGUGUUGAAAGGGUAUUCUCUUCAAUGAGCCAUGUGAAGAAUAAUCUAAGGAGCAAAAUGGGUGAUGAAUAUUUGAACAAUUGUUUGGUUACAUUUGUUGAGAGAGAACUUUUCAAUUAAGUGAAGGAUGAAGAUGUCAUCAAUCUCUUCCAAAAAGGCGACCGCAAAGUUAUAUUGUAAGAAGGAUAUCAUCACUUUAUCAAUCAAAAGGUACUUAUGUAUUCAUGUUGUUAUGGUCUGAU
Molecule: messenger RNA, 2221 nt
Organism: Triticum aestivum (bread wheat)
Lineage: Eukaryota; Viridiplantae; Streptophyta; Magnoliopsida; Poales; Poaceae
Exons: 2
Coding region: 1038-2099 (353 amino acids)
Molecular function (GO): protein dimerization activity
Source: RefSeq, a predicted model, not a curated record